GGGACGCGACGGGCGGAGCUUGAGGAGGAAGAUGGCGGCCGCCCGGGGGUUGUCCAUAGGGGCCGCGACGCUCAGAGCGGUCACCCCCUGGCCAAGGGGCAGGCUUCUCGCAGCCUCCUUGGGACUUCAGGCGCGUCGGGAAGUAUCAUCCUCCAGCUCCGAGGCGGGUGAAGGGCAGAUCCGCCUCACGGAUAGCUGCGUCCAGAGGCUUCUGGAAAUCACCGAAGGGUCAGAAUUCCUCAGGCUGCAGGUGGAGGGAGGUGGAUGCUCCGGAUUCCAAUACAAAUUUUCACUGGAUACAGUUAUCAACCCUGACGACAGGGUGUUUGAACAGGGUGGGGCAAGAGUGGUGGUUGACUCUGAUAGCUUGGCCUUCGUGAAAGGAGCCCAGGUGGACUUCAGCCAAGAACUGAUCCGAAGCUCAUUUCAAGUGUUGAACAAUCCUCAAGCAGAGCAAGGCUGCUCCUGUGGGUCAUCAUUCUCUGUUAAACUUUGAUGCAAUCAUAGGUGACCCUGAGAUUGCUGGCAUUGUACCAAUUUGAGGAAACUGGGAUUAGUACAGUUCUAGAGGUUUCUUUCUAAUAAUGUCCCUCUCUGAAUUUUAUUUUCCUCAGUCUAGGAGUGUUUAAUUUUACCACUGUUAUUUUCAGAAUGUGAAGCUUUUGUGCUCUUGGCUUAAUUUUUCAUCCAUCUCUCCAACCCCCCCCUUUCUAAGGCCAAGCCUCCAGAUGCUGUUAUCUCAGACUUAAUCACUGGUUGAAACUCAGCAUUAAUUUAUAGAGCUUCCAAGGCUCCAAAAUUUGGAGUUACUUCUCUGGCCCUCAAAACUGCUUGUACAUAUGUGUAUAGCUGUGUAUAAAAGCUUAAUUUUAAAG
Messenger RNA from Otolemur garnettii (small-eared galago), 875 nucleotides. RefSeq names its product iron-sulfur cluster assembly 2 (gene ISCA2). The record is from RefSeq and is a predicted model, not a curated record. Gene Ontology annotation, cellular component: mitochondrion. NCBI's taxonomy places the organism in Eukaryota, Metazoa, Chordata, Mammalia, Primates, Galagidae. The transcript has 4 exons. The coding region runs from base 32 to 496 and encodes 154 amino acids. Gene Ontology annotation, molecular function: 2 iron, 2 sulfur cluster binding; iron ion binding; 4 iron, 4 sulfur cluster binding. Gene Ontology annotation, biological process: iron-sulfur cluster assembly.